Gossypium raimondii (Peruvian cotton) is the source of this 1492-nucleotide messenger RNA. RefSeq lists its product as hypothetical. The transcript has a single exon. NCBI's taxonomy places the organism in Eukaryota, Viridiplantae, Streptophyta, Magnoliopsida, Malvales, Malvaceae. The record is from RefSeq and is a predicted model, not a curated record. Bases 482 to 1165 code for a protein of 227 amino acids.
CUAUUCCCAUCAUUUGCGCCGUGUUUCUUUGAUUCCUUCCAAAGAGAUUAAAAAAAUUUCUUCCUUUUGUUCGAUUCAUGUUUUUUUUUUCUUUGCCUAUGAAUGAAAAAGAUAAAUCCUUUCACAGCUUUCUCUCUCUCUAAUUUUCCAUCAAAAUUUUGCAGAAAAACAUGUACAUAUUUGUGUCUCAUCAUAUCACUGUAAUUUUAUUGAACAUAUCCAUUAUUAAGACAAAGCUGGUCUUUUGUCUAUAUUUCCUCGAAAUCCACAUAAAAUUCCAGUCACUCUCCUUUUUUUGACUUGUUUUUUUCUCUUUUCUUUUUUCAGUUCAAAGAAUCUUUGUCAAUGUUCAAAAUCAAGGCUUCAAAUUUCUUCCCCGCCUGCCACUAUUGAAUCCUUUUCCCAUUUCCUCAAAAACCCUUUUUUUUGUGUGUGUGUGUGUGUUAAGAAAUUAAAGCCAACCCCCCCCCCCCCACAAAUUAUGUGUUCUGAAACAAGUCCAAGGGUGUCUUUUUCUCAUGAUCUAAGCCAACCAACAAUGGAACAACGUGAACAACGAAGAGACACAAAGUUGUUAGAACAGCCGCCUUGUUCGGAUUUCGAGUUCAACAUUUGCACCACCAGCUUCGACCAACAACAAUGGUCAUCAGCCGAUGAGUUGUUUGCUAAUGGUAUGUUACUCCCUAAAACAGUAACCCCAAAAUAUGAUGCCAUUGCCCCAUCACUUGUUUCACUUCCACCACGGCCUAAAUUGUCCAUGGCUGAUGAUGUAAGAAAAGACAUGGUGGAAAAAAAACCAGUUUCCAACAAGUCUAUUUGGGGUUUUAAAAGAAGCAGCAGCCUCAAUUGUGAUGUUAAAAAGGGACUAAUUUGUUCCUUACCCCUUCUUUCGAGAAGUAAUUCAACCGGUUCGGUUUCGAGUGCGAGUUCGAAACAUAAGCAUAGUUCACCAAAGCUACCAUCAUCAUCAUCAUGUUGUAAUGGUUAUCAGUUUCCUCAAAAGCCUCCAUUGAAGAAAAACCAUGGGAAUUGUUCAUAUGGUAAUGGUGUUAGAAUCAGUCCUGUCUUGAAUGUGCCACCUCCUUACAUCUCUAAAGGAACAGCCAACCUGUUCGGUUUAGGAUCCUUUUUACGAAAUGGGAAAGUCAAGAAGAGCAAGAAAUGAAUUUCCUUACAUGAUGUUGGAUUUUUUUUUCUAAACUGUUCAAUAUUACGAUGAACAAAGAAUGGAAAAGUUAUGGCAUAUGUGUUGAUGCAUAUCUUUGAAGUGUGACAAAGCUUAGGAGACAAGAAAAAAACAGGUACCCUUUUCUCUCAUGGCUUGUUGGAAUCAAUUGAAAAAGAAGGUUUUGGCCUUACUAGUUCACAAUUAUGUAGAUAAAAAGAGGGUUUUGAUUUUGCUUAUAUGAAAGAUUUCUCUAAUGUUUUUGUUGGUGUUACCAUUUGUUUUUUCUUUGGAAUAUGAUGCUGUUGAUGUUGCCCUUUAUGGAUA